Molecule: messenger RNA, 1095 nt
Organism: Arvicanthis niloticus (Nile rat)
Lineage: Eukaryota; Metazoa; Chordata; Mammalia; Rodentia; Muridae
Source: RefSeq, a predicted model, not a curated record
AUGUGGGGGAGGGUCGCUCGCUCCCUCCCUACCCCUGUCCAAGUCUGGCAUGACGUGGGCACCCCAGAACCCGACGGAUGCGACACUAGAUCCCUCGGUCGCCUGGUUCCCGGUGGACCCUCCCCAUCGAAAGCUCUAGAACCGCCAGGCCCCCAGGGACCCCGCGUCUUCGCAUCGUCUCCCGCAAGCCUCGCACCCCACCGCAGGCACCCGAGAGGACUCACCCGGCAGGAUCCGAGUCCUAGGCGCGGCACAGUGGCGGCGGAGAGUCCAGAGAAACGGGCAAUGGAGAACCGCGGGAGGCCUGAUGGACCGAGGCGGCAGCGACACGGCUCCUCCUGGCACCGGAAAAGGAAGCACGGAGGCCGGCCCCGCCGCCCGUUAUUUCCGCCCGCCCCGCCCAGCUGCACUGCGCCUCCAGCUGGCUGGCCACGAAACUGCAGGCAGGGCCGCGUGGCUCCUGGAGCCUGGGCUGUUUCCUCCGGGUGGAGCGCGGGAAUGUUUCCCUGCUUCCUGAGUUCAGGACCCAAAGGAAACGCCCCUGCCUGGUGAUGCUCACCGCAACCUAGAGGCUCGAGGCAGAUUUUGGAUUCCUUAUGUUCAGAAGUUUUUGCAGACAGGCUCCAGGCUGACUGUCGGAAGUCCAGCUAAAAUUGAGGGUAAAGAGAUGAGGGAAAAGGGAAGUCUUUUUAAAGGUCUUGCGAGUGAAAAUCUUUAAAGCAAUCUGUCUGCAGAGACUGAGUGGCUAGUUAGAAUUUCAAUACUGUGGGAAGAUUGGAAUAUUACAGAUCCAGAGGCUAAUUACCUUAUUUUGGGCUAGUGCUAGCCCUCUAGAACAGCCACCUUUGUGUCAAAAUUAACAUUUUGUGGCAAUAAGAUUAAAAACCUUUUAGAAUCUAUUAACAGGCAACUAGCUUCUGCCAAUCCAAAAGCUAAGAAUGUCGUCAGAUAAUGUCUUAGAUCUGUAGGAAAGCUAUCUUGAUGUACCUAUCCUCCAAAGUAUCCACUAGUUGUUUUAAACUUUGCCUUGAUUUAUGACAUUCUCUGUUCUGUAAAACCAAUGAUACUGGUUCCAUGUUGGGACAGAAUUUGAGG